Molecule: messenger RNA, 1949 nt
Organism: Populus trichocarpa (black cottonwood)
Lineage: Eukaryota; Viridiplantae; Streptophyta; Magnoliopsida; Malpighiales; Salicaceae
Product: ethylene-responsive transcription factor CRF1
Exons: 1
Coding region: 663-1715 (350 amino acids)
Biological process (GO): regulation of DNA-templated transcription
Molecular function (GO): DNA binding; DNA-binding transcription factor activity
Source: RefSeq, a predicted model, not a curated record
ACUGUGCUGGCUCUCUUAUCACUCCAUCUCCCUUCUCUCUCUCUCUCGUUUCUUGAAUCCUCCCAUUUCCUUUAAUUUCUAGUACCAAGAAAAACACUUUGUGUUCCUCUGAUUCCCUAACAAAAGCUCCUCUUCACUUCCUUCUCCGAGUGAGUGUGUGCAAAAGCAGUUUGUCUGUACAACAACGGCGGCGGCGGCAGAAGAAGGCAGUACCGCUGGUGAUUCUAAACAUUUUAUUCCUUUAUUAUUCCCUUUCUUUUUCUCUCCGGUAAAGCUACCAACUUUCUUUCAAAGAGACUUUCACUUUUGCUUCUUUCUAUUACUGCCGUAGUUCUUGGUGUCUCCUCUGUCUUUCCCUUCCAGUAUCACUCCCUCACUCGCCAUAUCUUCACAUUUCUCUACUCUUAUAGCUCUUCCCGGUUUAGUGUCUUUAAACAAUCCUCUUGUAACUUUCCUUGAAGUUUCUCGUCCUUCAAUAACCACAACAGGGUCUCUUUAUAUCCAUCUCCUACCUAUCUUUCUCUUUAUUCUCCUCGUGUCCAGUCUCAAAAAGAAUCUCUCUAUCUUCUUUUGAGUCUUUCUUGUAUUCUUACACCCGUCCUUCCUGUACACUCCCGGCUUCAUUUUCCGUGCUUUGCCACGCGAUAAAAAAGAAACCCAUCAUGAAAAUGGAUCAUCCAGUCAAGUUUACUGAGCAUAGAAACCAAACCAAACUUUCAGCCCCAUUUUUGUCAAACCCGGUCCAAUACUCAAAACCACCAAAGAUUGUACGGAUAUCAGUAACUGACACAUACGCAACUGACUCUUCAAGUGACGAAGAAAACGAGGUUUCAAGAGUCUCUUCUCGUAAACGACAUGUGACAAGAGUCAAAAAGUUUGUCAAUGAAAUUACGAUAGAGCCAUCAGCACCACCAUCAAGAACCGCUGAUUGUGUCACAAGCGACACCGGUUUGAGGGCCAGACCGUCGAGGAGUGCUAGGAAGAAGGUUGGCGUUGAUGUGUCUCAGGCGAGACGGUUGCCGGCGACGGGGGUGGUGGGGAAGAAGUUUAGAGGGGUGAGGCAAAGGCCUUGGGGGAAAUGGGCGGCCGAGAUUAGAGAUCCUUUGAGACGUGUACGGCUGUGGCUAGGUACUUACGAUACUGCUGAAGAAGCUGCUAUGGUUUAUGACAAUGCGGCUAUUCAGUUGCGUGGAGCUGACGCGCUCACUAACUUUGUCACUCCUCCGGCGAGAUGUUCACCGGCUGCAGCCACCUCCGGGUACAUAUCCGGUGAUGAGUCAAAUAGCAACCACAAUAUUAACAAUGACAAUGUUAAUGUUAGCUCUCCAAUUUCAGUGCUCCGGUUUAGUGAAGAAGCCGAGUCUCAAAGUGUCGGUUCAAGCAGAGAAACCCGAAAGACCGGAAAUGAAGUCCGGGAAGUAAAGGAGGACUCCUGUGUAUCGGAAAACUUUUCCGACUUUUCGGAGCAUAAUUCCUCUAUCGACAGUCUAUUUCCUCCAACAACCGACAUUUAUGAAUUCCGGAGUUCAGUGAGGGGUAUUUUUGAGGAAACAACAAUUUUUGCUGAUGGUGGGUUUUUAAAAGAUGAUGAUUUUAGGGACAUGGAUUUGGAUUUCGGGUUCGGGUUCGGGUUCGGGUUAUCUAGCUGGAACGUUCAAGACCAUUUUCAAGAUAUUGGUGAUUUGUUCUGGUCGGAUUCUCUUAUAGCCAUUUGAAGAUGGCAAUAACAAUAUAUGAACGGCAUCGCUUUUUUUCCGGCAUCGUCAAUUUUGUUUCGGCGAGAAGCAUAUAUCGGUCGUGUUUUUUCCCAUGUAGCAGCUGUACCAAUUUUGUUUGUUUUUUGUUUUUAUUAUCUUUUGUUUUAUGUAAGAGUUUAUUAUGUGAAAUAUGAGUGUUAGUAAUAUAAAAAUUAACUCCGUCACAGUAACGGUGAUGGUAGAGUUUGGCUA